Molecule: messenger RNA, 1614 nt
Organism: Thelazia callipaeda (thelaziosis nematode)
Lineage: Eukaryota; Metazoa; Nematoda; Chromadorea; Rhabditida; Thelaziidae
Source: the annotation of a GenBank genome assembly
AUGAGUGACGUAUGUGAGCAGCCAGUGUUUACGGAAGAAAAAGUUUCGAAGGAAUUGGAGAGAAUUGGAAUAAUUGAUCGAGUGCUUGCAAAAUAUGGUGCCUUAACUAUCAAAGGAGUAUACAAAAUUAUUUACAAUGUUGAUGAGGGAAAAAAUUUUGAACGCCUGAAUGAUUUGAAGACAUUUCUUGACUCACAUUCAAAUGUGUACGAUGUUUCAUUCGAUUUAGUUCGGAAUCGCCCGCCAGAAUUUCGUCUGAUGUUUGUAAACUUGAUCAAUUCACUGCAUCAUGCCACUGAUAAAAAACUUAAUAGGAAUUUUGUAUCUCAUGAAAUCGACCGAUUUGAUUCAGCUUUCCUUAAGCAGUACAUAAAUAUUGAAGGAACGCGAAAGUUUUUCAAGAGACACAAGAACUUUUUUAUCGUACAUCCAGACAGUACCGUUUCGCUCAAUCCGUUAUGCUUCAGCGUACCAUCUGCGUGGGAAUGCAAAGCUCUAUCAUUUAAUACAAAGACCCUAAAGUACGAUAAAAGUAUUGUGAUAACUGGUGUGGGUAGAAUUAUCAGUAAGUUAAGGAAUAUGCAGUAUAUCAAGAUUGAAAUCGUUCAUGGAGCUUGGAAAGGAGAAGUGAUAUGUGGCUUGAGUAAGAAUGUAUCAGGUGAAUUUAAUUUGGCUGCCAAAUUUCCUCUAGGGUCUCUGGUGAAAGUCCAGGCUUAUCGUGUGUAUGAGGGUGCUCAUUCGUGGAGUGCUUCUCGAAUCCUUCCCCUUGAUGAUCAUCAUGACAUAUGGAGAGUAACAAAAACAGAAAAAAUAGACGGUUCGCUUGCUAAGUUUAAAUCAGUCUGUCAAGAUGAGAAAGAUGAAUCUUCAUCAUUCCCAGAUUCUUCAUUUAUUCACUUAAGGGUGGUGCAAAUAAACAGUGAGAUUUCACAAAUGAAUGAGUCCGUGGUAAAGUCAGUUAGCGGAAAAUUCGAAAUUGAAUCAGCUAUCGAAAAUUGCAAGACUAAAAUGGUGAAUGGCUUAGAUUCAGUUCAAAUGAAAUUUUGUAACCUUGUUAUUAACGAUGAGAUUAAAAAAAUUAAUGAUAUUGAUAAAUGUUUGCGAGAUGGUCCUAAAACAUUUAAACAGAUGUUCGACAAACUAAUUAAUGGAGAUACUUUUUCAUAUUAUUCUUAUAUGGUUAACUUUGUUACAAUUCGAACUCAUCUUUACGAAAUAUCAGGAGGAUGGGUCAAAAUGAGAAAUACUUUCUAUCGUACACAGCUGCUAAAAUUUCUUCAUUAUAUAAAUACAAAAUCUGAGAAGGAAAUCACUGUUAAUAUGCUACAGAGAUUCAUCGUGGUAAAAAUGAUGAUUUUAUUUCUAAAAUUUCAAAUUUCAUGUCAUAUUUCGAACACAUUAAGUACUAGAAAAGCUGACGAUUUAGUUGAUGAAUUUUUUAAUUGUGCCAAAAACAUGGACACGUUUUUGACUUUUCUCGAAGAACAUGCUUCGAUUAUUGAAUUAGCGGAAGCUUGCGGUGAGCAGUUUAUUUUCUUGAGGGGUACCUAUUUCGAUAAUUUUUCUCUUUUUUUACCCAAGUUUCGCUUUCGGAAUUAUAUAUUAAUGAAUUGA